This is a messenger RNA of Exaiptasia diaphana, 2397 nucleotides long. RefSeq names its product serine/threonine-protein phosphatase 6 regulatory ankyrin repeat subunit A-like. The transcript has 2 exons. NCBI's taxonomy places the organism in Eukaryota, Metazoa, Cnidaria, Anthozoa, Actiniaria, Aiptasiidae. The record is from RefSeq and is a predicted model, not a curated record. Gene Ontology annotation, biological process: protein localization to ciliary inversin compartment. Bases 1 to 2397 code for a protein of 798 amino acids. Gene Ontology annotation, cellular component: ciliary inversin compartment. Gene Ontology annotation, molecular function: protein binding.
AUGGCAGGUGUAGAUUCUGCUGGAAUAUCAUUGACAAAAGUUGUAUUACAUGGGGACUUAGAACAAGUGCAUCGACUUAUAGAAGGCGGAGCUAGCGUCAACGCGGUAAAUAAAUACGAUCAAACGGCAUUAACGAUUGUCGCACAAAACCGGACCUCUUUUACACCUGAAAUGGCGAUCUCGUUAAUGAGCGGUGAAGCUGAUGUCAACAUGAAGGAUAAAAAAGGCAACACAGCACUGAUGUAUGCUAUUUGUAGGUUAAAGGUGGACACUGCACUUGCAAUAAUUGAGCAAAGCAAUCUAGAUCCAAAUGCUGUGGAUUAUCGAGGACAAACAGCACUGAUGAAAGCUGCUUUCAGUGGAAUGAGCAAAGUUGUCAGUCCAUUGCUCCAAUGUGGUGCUGAUGUCAACAUACAGGAUAAAAAAGGCAAAACAGCACUGAUGCAUGCUAUAGCUCGGAUAGAAAAACGCAUCGCACUUGCAAUAAUUAAGCACAGUAAAGAUCUAGAUUCUAAUGCUGUCGACAAUCAAGGACAAACAGCUUUGAUAAGAGCUGCUUUCGGAGGAAUGACGACAAUUGUCGAUGCACUAAUCACACGUGGUGCUGACGUCAACAUCAAGGAUAAAAAAGGCAACACAGCAUUGAUGCAUGCUAUAGCUCAGAAAAGUGAAGAUAUUGCACUUGCAAUAGUUAAGCGCAGCAAGGAUCUAAAAUUAAAUGCUGUUGAUAAUCGAGGCCAAACAGCAUUGAUGAAAGCUGCUAUUAAUAUAAUGUCGACCAUUGCCGUUGAACUAACCAAAAGUGGUGCUGAUGUCAACAUGAAGGACGAAGAAGGCAAAACAGCAUUGAUGCAUGCUAUUGCUCAGAGAGACGAAGACACUGCUCUUGCAAUAAUUGAGAACAGUAAAGAUUUACAUUUGAAUGGUGUCGAUAAUCAAGGUCAGACAGCAUUGAUGAAAGCUGUUAUACAUAGAAAGACAAAAGUUGUGCAGGCACUUAUCCAAUUCAAUGCACUGGUGGACACAAAGAAUCAUUUAGGCAGAACAGCAUUGUUUUAUGCGUUGGUCGAAUCCAACUUAUCUGCUCGAUAUCUUGUAGAAAAUGGUGCAAAUCUUCAUAUGACAGACAACUGUAAUGUCAGUGCGUUAUCGUAUUUCAUUCAUCACUGUAUUAAUAACGGAGGGGCCGAUGAGAAAUUAAUGGAAGAAAAGUUUGCUUUGUUGAAAGAUAACGGAGUCGAAAGAGAAACGAUAGUGAAUGCACUUAUCAAUGCAAUAUUCUGUAAAUUGCCACUUUUAAAAAGUCCAGUAAACACCAUCUCAAUAACGUCCAUCACAUCAUGUCUUGCUUAUGCUUCCAAACUUUCAAAGAAAAGAUUUAGCUUUACGAAAGAUAAUAAAUGCAGAUUAUUGCAAGACCUAAUUGUUUCGAUUGAAAGAGACGGAUAUCUUAUGUCAGUAUCUGAUUUAUCGAUAAGGCUCGAUAAACUUCUGGAACUUGAUGCGGAUCCAAAUACUUGUGAUGAGCAAGGCAAUACCAUUGCACACUACAUCACUUUACUAGGGAUGUAUGAUAACUCUUUUGAAGAUAAAAUUGUUUUUGAUGUUCUUCUUUGGUUGGAGAAAAAGGGACUGAAAAUCAACAAGAAAAACUGCAAUAAGGAAAGACCUCUUUUACUUAUGCUAACAAAAGCUGUUAACCAUGAUGAGAGAAUUAGGCUUAAUGAUAAAUUCAUUUUAGAUGUGUGCAAUGUUUUCCUUGGCAAAUACAGAGCGACAUUAAAGGAAACAUCUCAAACCGGCGAUUCAGUAUUACAUCUUUUAAUCAAGCUUUCAAGUCUGGGAGAUAUUAACGAGGAAUCUUUAGAGCGAUGUAUAGUUGAAUUAUUACGAUUGUUUUCUCAUCAAAGAUGCGAACUCAGCCGUAUCGUUAACAUGCCUAACAAUGAAAUGAAUACUCCUCUUCAUGUUUGGGCGGCUGGCCGAUCCAAGCCAAAAUCAAGAGCAUGGGAACAUAAUCAGCAUGCUUCUGAAAAAAUGGAUUGGCAGGGACCCUCAGAAAAUAUACUUGACCAGCUUUUGUGUUGUGGUGCUGUGCAUCAUGCAAGAAAUCUGAAGGCCGAAACUCCUCUUCAUAUGUGUAGAACCUGGACUGCCGUUAAGCUAUUGUUUAAAGCAGGAGCAAAGACGAAUGAUGUAGACACAUUAGGACGAUCUCCUUUACUUUCAGCAGCAAAGAAUUGUCUAUUUCUUAACAAUCCCGGCUGUUUUUAUCCGGACGUUUCACCAGACGAGGCACCGACGUUUUGGAAGACAGUUAUGGACAUGGGUUUUGAUUUGUGGACUUGCGAAAACAUUGGAGAUUCUAUCAUUAAACAGCCAAAGUCUAUCGGAUAA